Messenger RNA from Vanderwaltozyma polyspora DSM 70294, 2805 nucleotides. RefSeq names its product MCM DNA helicase complex subunit MCM4 (gene MCM4). Gene Ontology annotation, biological process: mitotic DNA replication initiation; double-strand break repair via break-induced replication; DNA strand elongation involved in DNA replication. Gene Ontology annotation, molecular function: single-stranded DNA binding; ATP binding; single-stranded DNA helicase activity. NCBI's taxonomy places the organism in Eukaryota, Fungi, Ascomycota, Saccharomycetes, Saccharomycetales, Saccharomycetaceae. The transcript has a single exon. Gene Ontology annotation, cellular component: MCM complex; nucleus. The record is from RefSeq and is a predicted model, not a curated record. Bases 1 to 2805 code for a protein of 934 amino acids.
AUGUCUGAUCAACCAAGUUCUCCGUCGAGAAAUGUAAAUCAGAAUGCACCUUCUUCUCCAAAUGGAGCUGAACCCAGUUCGAUGCCACCACAGCCUUCUUCUCCUGCUUUAUUUUAUAACUCAUCUUCUUCUCAAAGGGAUACAUAUGAACGUGAUAGUGCCAAUAGAAACUCGAAUCGUAAUAGGAAUAGUGAUAAUGGUGUAACCGGAUCCUCUCCAUUUAGAUAUCCUUCUUCAUCUUCUCAAAAUAUUGGAUCCCAACGUUCUGAUCAUAGGGGACAAGGUAGAAAUCCAAACCAAACCAGACUAUCUAGCCAGCCUAAUAGACUGUCAGAUUUCAGAAGUGAUAGAUCUGUACCUCACUCUUCUUCCUCCUUGAAUGGUCGUUCUAAUGGUCACCGUUCACAAAUGAGAAGAAAUGAUAUUCAUGCAUCUGAUUUAUCUUCUCCAAGAAGAAUUGUCAAUUUCGAUUCUAGAUCUGGGUUACUAUCUUCCUCUUCUUCCGCUCCUCCAUCAGAGGCUUCUGAACCGUUGAGAAUCAUUUGGGGUACUAACGUCAGUAUUCAAGAAUGUGCUAAUAACUUUAGAAAUUUCUUAAUGUCCUUCAAGUAUAAAUAUAGGAAAACCUUGGAUGAAAGGGAAUCAUCUAUCAAUGAUACCACUGAUGAAGAGUUAUAUUAUAUAAAACAAUUGAACGAAUUGAGAGAAUUGGGUAUAUCAAAUCUAAACUUGGAUUCAAGAAAUUUGUUGGCAUUUAAACAAACUGAAGAAUUAUAUUAUCAAUUGUUGAACUAUCCGCAAGAAGUUAUUUCCAUCAUGGAUCAAACAAUUAAAGAUUGCAUGGUCUCACUAGUUGUUGACAACGAUUUGGACUUCGAUUUAGAUGAAAUUGAAACAAAGUUUUACAAGGUUAGACCCUUUAAUGUUGGUACUAAGAAAGGUAUGCGUGAACUAAAUCCGAACGAUAUUGAUAAACUUAUUAGCAUAAAGGGUUUAGUAUUAAGAUCCACACCCGUUAUUCCAGACAUGAAGGUUGCAUUUUUCAAAUGUAACGUCUGUGAUCAUACGAUGGCAGUUGAAAUCGAUAGAGGUGUUAUUCAGGAGCCUGCAAGAUGUGAACGUAUUGAUUGUAAUGAGGCAAAUUCUUUAUCUUUGAUCCACAACAGGUGUUCUUUUGCUGAUAAACAAGUUAUUAAGUUGCAGGAAACUCCAGAUCUGGUUCCUGAUGGUCAAACCCCUCACUCUGUUUCACUAUGUGUGUAUGAUGAAUUAGUGGAUUCUUGUCGUGCUGGUGAUAGAAUUGAAGUUACAGGUACCUUUAGAUCUAUCCCAGUGAGAGUCAAUUCAAGACAGCGUGUAUUGAAAUCAUUAUACAAAACCUAUGUAGAUGUGGUUCAUGUAAGAAAAGUUUCUGAUAAAAGAAUGGAUGUUGACACUUCGACUGUUGAACAAGAACUACUACAGAAUAAGUUAGAUAAUAACGAAAUUCAAGAAGUAAGAAGAUUAACUGAUGAAGAUCUGGAAAAAAUAAGAAGUGUAGCAGAAAGAGAAGAUCUAUAUGAACUUUUAGCGAGAUCAAUAGCUCCAAGUAUUUUUGAAUUAGAUGAUGUUAAAAAGGGUAUACUUUUACAACUUUUUGGUGGUACAAAUAAAAAGUUUACCAAAGGUGGUCGUUAUAGAGGGGAUAUAAAUAUUUUGCUAUGUGGUGAUCCUUCAACUUCAAAAUCUCAAGUAUUACAAUAUGUUCAUAAGAUUUCUCCUCGUGGUGUUUACACCUCUGGUAAAGGUUCUUCUGCUGUUGGUUUAACAGCUUAUAUAACAAGAGACGUUGACACGAAACAAUUGGUGCUAGAGAGUGGUGCUUUGGUCUUAUCAGAUGGUGGUGUCUGUUGUAUUGAUGAAUUUGAUAAAAUGAACGAUUCUACAAGAUCGGUUUUGCAUGAAGUUAUGGAACAACAAACAAUCUCGAUUGCAAAGGCUGGUAUCAUUACAACUCUAAAUGCAAGAACAUCAAUCCUUGCAAGUGCUAAUCCUAUCGGCUCCCGUUAUAAUCCAAAUUUGCCUGUAACUCAAAACAUUGAUCUCCCACCACCGUUGCUUUCAAGAUUCGAUUUAGUGUAUUUGGUUUUAGACAAGGUUGACAUGGAUACUGAUAGAGAUUUAGCCUUACAUUUAACGAGAUUGUAUAUGGAAGAUAAGCCAAAACAUGUUACCAAUUCUGAUAUUUUACCUGUUGACUUUUUAACAAUGUACAUCAACUAUUCUAAAGCCAAUAUUCAUCCAGUUAUAACCGAAUCGGCAAAAGUGGAAUUAGUCAAGGAGUAUGUCAAUAUGAGAAAGAUGGGUGAUGACUCUAGAUCUGAUGAGAAGAGAAUCACGGCAACCACCAGACAAUUGGAAAGUAUGAUUCGUUUAUCUGAGGCUCAUGCAAAGAUGAGAUUAUCUGAAAGUGUAAAUGUCGAAGAUGUACAAGAAGCAGUCAGACUAAUAAAAUCAGCUAUCAAAGAUUAUGCAACAGACCCAAAGACAGGUAAAAUUGAUAUGAAUUUAGUCCAAACCGGUAAAUCAGUUAUCCAAAGAAAAUUACAAGAGGACUUGGCUAGAGAAGUGAUUAAGAUAUUAACAGACCAUACAUCUGAUUCUAUGACAUAUAAUACAUUGACCAAAAUAUUAAAUGAGCAGUCUCAAGAUAGGGUUGAUUCUUCUGAUAUCUCAGAAACUUUAGCUAGAUUGCAACAAGAAGAUAAAGUUAUCGUUCUUGGUGAAGGUGUGAGGAGAUCUAUCCGUUUGAACACUCGUGUGUAA